Messenger RNA from Spea bombifrons (plains spadefoot toad), 1771 nucleotides. RefSeq names its product cytochrome P450 2K1-like. The transcript has 10 exons. Gene Ontology annotation, biological process: xenobiotic metabolic process. Gene Ontology annotation, molecular function: heme binding; oxidoreductase activity, acting on paired donors, with incorporation or reduction of molecular oxygen, reduced flavin or flavoprotein as one donor, and incorporation of one atom of oxygen; iron ion binding. Bases 87 to 1565 code for a protein of 492 amino acids. Gene Ontology annotation, cellular component: intracellular membrane-bounded organelle; cytoplasm. The record is from RefSeq and is a predicted model, not a curated record. Lineage: Eukaryota; Metazoa; Chordata; Amphibia; Anura; Pelobatidae.
UUUUUAUGCAAGGCGGGUGUGAUGUUAACAGAAGGAGCACAAGAGAACGCCGGGGAACAUCUAUAGUUCUGUUUUUCUAAAAUAAAAUGACUCCUGUUGAUCCAGCCUCAGUACUUUUUUACUUUAUUCUCUGUGUGUGUUUCCUAUAUUUUUACCGUUCUCGGGGUAAAAAUAUUUAUUGGAAUUUUCCUCCGGGGCCAAAUCUAUUAUCAAUCAUUGGGACUUUGCAUGUUUGGAAUCUGAAGAGACCCUUUGAUACACUUUUAAAGUUAUCCGAGCAGUAUGGUUCAAUAUUCAGCAUUCAGUUGGGUGUUGAGAAGAUGGUGGUGCUGUGUGGCUACGACACCGUGAAAGAUGCUCUCGUUAACCACGCAGAGGCGUUUUCUGGACGGGCCAACAUACCAAUCUUCCACGAUGUAUCUCAAGGAUACGGUGUGGCUUUUUCCCAUGAUGAAAACUGGAAAAUUAUGCGAAGGUUCGCCCUUUCUACACUACGAGAUUUUGGAAUGGGAAAGAAAACCAUCGAAAAUAAUAUUAACGAAGAAUGUGAAUCCUUGGUGGAAAAAAUCAAUUCUUACAAAGGAGAGCCUUUUGAUAACACCAUGUUAGUGAAUGCCGCUGUGGCCAAUAUAAUUGUGUCCAUAAUUCUUGGCCAUCGAUUUGAAUAUGACAACCCAACAAUUUUAAGACUCAUGCAUUUAGUAAAUGAGAAUGUGAGACUUGCGGGCAGACCUUCGGUGCUGCUGUACAACUCCUUUCCAUCUGUCCUGCAAUGGAUGCCUGGAAGCCAAAAGAUUUACAAAAACGCCAAUGAGUUAAAGAUCUUUAUGAAGGAGACUUUCAUGAUCCACAAGAAACAACUGGAUAUUAACGACAAGAAAAAUCUUAUUGACGCAUUCCUUGUCAAACAACAAAAGGAAAAGCCCAAUCCGGAAUUCUAUUUCCACAAUGAAAAUCUAACGAUGCUUGUGAUUGAUUUAUUCGUUGCCGGGAUGGAGACGACCUCGACCACUCUCCGGUGGGGCCUUCUUUUAAUGAUGAAAUAUCCGGACAUUCAAAAAAAGGUCCAAGAUGAAAUAGACAGAGUGAUCGGAUCUGCCCAGCCUCAAGUAGAACACAGAAAGCUAAUGCCGUAUACAGACGCCGUUAUUCACGAAGUCCAAAGAUUCGGUAACAUUGUACCAAUCAGCAUCCCGCAUGCAACUACUCAAGAUGUUACAUUCCGGGGAUAUUUUAUCCCAAAGGACACUCAAGUCAUCACAGUACUGACGUCUGUACUAAAGGAUAAAGCUCACUUUGAGAAACCCGACCAGUUUUUCCCACAACAUUUUCUGGACUCUGAAGGAAAUUUUGUUAAGAAUGAAGCAUUUAUGCCUUUCUCUGCAGGUCGGAGGAGCUGCGCUGGGGAAAAUUUAGCCAAAAUGGAACUAUUCCUGUUCUUCACCAGUCUGCUGCAAAAAUUCACAUUCCAGCCCCUUCCUGGAGAAGACCUCGACCUCACGCCACUUUCUGGGUUUACCAACCAACCGAAACCUCAUCAUAUGCGUGCGCUACAUCGCAGUUAGCAUUAAACACCUGGACUUUUUAUCUGGAAUAAGCAUUUUAGAAUAUGUGGCAAUAAAAUACCUGUUCUCCUGUUUUCUUCAAUGACUGAAUAUAGUGCUACUUUUGAAGCAAAGAGAAGGACAUUAAAUACAGAAACAUCUAUAAAUUGUGCAACGUAGAGUAAAUAAAAGUGAUUUAGUGUUCCAAGGAAUUCAUAGACCAUUGA